GGAAGUUAGAACACGGCUCUGAGGGUAAACCAGGAAGCACGAAACGCUUAAAAAAAAUCACACAGCUUUGUGUUUAUUCUCCUCCCCGGUGCGUUGUGCGCGUUAUUUUGGGAUUAAAGAUCUUCCAGAGGAUUGUGAAGGAGCUUUGUGAGGAUGAUGUUGGGUGUUUAGGCGGUGAUGAAGCAUCAGGACUUAAUCCUUACGUGUCACAAGCUGCGCGUGCCGCAGCAGCACUGGCAUGCCGGGUAACCCGGGUCACGUCAUGUGUGUGUGAGUUCUACAGAGCAGUAUUAAUCCAGUUCAUCCACUUCUGAUAUUUGAGGAGAACAGGCAGCAUGUUUCAGAAGACCUCUCUGACCACCAUCAUAGUGGGGGUCUUCAUCGUGUACGUGCUGCACACGUGCUGGGUGAUGUACGGCAUCGUGUACACCAAACCCUGUGACAAGCCCAGCAGUGACACCUGCGUCAGCCCUUAUCUGGCAGGGAAACCUCGACUGCAGAUGAGCAUCUACACGGCUCUGCGCGCCAAUGCUGAUGGAGGACACACACUCAUCCACAGGGAAGAGGAUUUCGAUGUGCACAGCAAAUUUGAGAGGUUAAUAAAUGUGUCCCUGCCGAAGAAGACACGGAAGAAUGGAACUCUAUACGGAAUGGUGUUUGUUCAUCAAGCAGGAGUGUCUCCGUGGCAGGACCCACGCCAGGUGCAUCUGGUCACACAGCUCACCACCUACAUGCUGCCCAAACCCCCGGAGGUCAGCCUGAUCACCGGCCAAGAGCUGCCUCGGCAGGAGCAGAAAACCCCUGGGGGGGAUGGAGAGGUGGACCGACCCGUCUCUCACUGGCGCUCCCGUCUCACACUGAACAUCGUUGCUGAGAACUUCAUGUUCGACCGAGAGGCCAUACCGAGUGAUGUGCAUCGCUAUAUGAGAGUGUAUCAGAGUGGGAAGAAGUUUGUGUACCUGCCGCUGCUGUUUAUAGACGAGCUGAGUAACCGAGUGAAAGAUUUGGUGGAGAUCAACAGCAGCACCACCGAGCUCCCUCUCACUAUUUCGUAUGACACCAUCACUCUGGGAAAGCUGCGUUUCUGGAUUCACAUGCAGGACGCUGUGUACUCGCUGCAGCAGUUCGGCUUUACUGAAAAGGAUGCGGAUGAAAUCAAGGGCAUAUUCGUGGACACCAAUCUCUACUUUCUUGCCCUGACCUUCUUUGUCGCCGCGUUUCAUCUCUUAUUCGACUUCCUGGCGUUUAAAAAUGACAUCAGCUUUUGGAAGCAGAAGAAGAGCAUGGUGGGAAUGUCCAGCAAAGCAGUGCUGUGGAGGUGUUUCAGCACGUUAGUGAUUUUUCUCUAUCUGCUGGAUGAACAGACGAGCCUGCUGGUGCUCAUCCCUGCUGGAAUAGGAUCUCUGAUUGAGGUGUGGAAAGUGAAGAAAGCCUUCAAAAUCUACAUUUUCUGGAAGGGGAUUACUCCAACAUUCAUGUUCGGCAAAUCUGACGAAUCCGAGAGAAGGACUGAGGAAUAUGACAGUUUGGCGAUGAAAUACCUGUCAUACCUGCUGUACCCACUGUGUGUGGGUGGAGCCGUUUAUGCACUUGUAUUUGUGAAGUAUAAAAGUUGGUACUCCUGGCUGAUCAACAGUUUAGUCAACGGAGUAUAUGCUUUUGGAUUCCUCUUCAUGCUACCUCAGCUCUUUGUGAACUACAAGUUAAAAUCAGUGGCUCAUCUGCCCUGGAAAGCCUUUAUGUACAAGGCAUUCAACACGUUUAUUGACGAUGUCUUUGCCUUCAUCAUUACCAUGCCAACGUCUCACCGGCUGGCCUGCUUCAGGGAUGAUGCCGUGUUUAUUAUUUACCUGUAUCAGAGAUGGCUGUAUCCAGUGGACAAGACCAGGGUGAACGAGUACGGCGUGUCUUACGACGAACCAAAACGAAAACCACACAAAGAAUAAACGGACCACGGCAUCUAAUUGACCUGCUGGAGACGUCCACGCGGACACUCGGAGACAGUGGCGAGGACAUGGACACAUGCAUCGAUAGCACAAUGGAUGCUGGCUCGUUUGGAGUUGGACUUCUGUCUCUUACGUGUGCUUGGUGUUCUCGUGUCCUGUUCUCCUCGUGUUUCUUGUUGUAAUCCUCACAUGAAAAUGAACUACUAGGGUGGUGAUUACUAAAUGAACUGAUUUGAUGUUAUUGAGCUAACGGGUGAGCUUAAGGUGGUUUGGUAUUCAGUCCUUGAUUUUCUCAGGAUGGAGCAGAGUUAGCUCAUUAACACACACGCAUCAUUAAAAUCAGAGCUGAUUAUUAAUGCGCACUAUCUGCCUGUUAUUCCCUGCUAUCCUGCUGGUGACCCAAAUGUCACUAAUUUAAUUUGACCGUAUCUCUAAUUAUGAUGAGAGGACAAGAAGCUCAGCUGAAGGCAGAAUUAUAAAAAAAAAGUGUUUAAAAAAAGUCACAUUUGUGCCAAAUGAACAAAAGGUUUGAUAGUAAGUUGAAUGUCCUGAUGGGAUUGUGAUGUUUCUGUGUAUCUGGUGAGAAUGAUCUGUGUGCUUGUGUACUAUAUUCCACUAAAGUGUUUAAAGGGCCUUGAUUUGACAUUUAUUCAUAAAGUCCAUGCAUUGGUUUAUAAGGAGGAUAUUUCUACUUGCUUAGAAUUGCAACAGUUAGCACUUUUUGGUAUAUAUAUUUUUAAAAUCAGAAAGCUGAUCGAACCACCUUUACUGAAAAUAAACAGCUGUGUAUGAGUGGGAUUUUUCUCCCUAUCACCAUCAGCUCUGGUACUCACAUUCCUGAUGUUCUGGUUAUUACAUUACGGUGAUGCAUGAAAAAACACGCAAAUGCAAUUAUGUUUUUAAUAUUCAUUUUCUAAUGUUCUUUUGCUUCUUUAGCAAAAUAAAUGAAAUCCUCCACCAAA
Clarias gariepinus (North African catfish) is the source of this 2908-nucleotide messenger RNA. It is a transcript of the gene clptm1l, whose product is annotated as CLPTM1 like. The transcript is spliced from 17 exons. Gene Ontology annotation, cellular component: membrane; endomembrane system. NCBI's taxonomy places the organism in Eukaryota, Metazoa, Chordata, Actinopteri, Siluriformes, Clariidae. The coding region runs from base 336 to 1946 and encodes 536 amino acids. The record is from RefSeq and is a predicted model, not a curated record.